UUCGAUUGCGAUUAUGCCGAGAGAAAGCACGUUGAAAAAACUCCGAUCUACCGUUGUUCCAUGGGCUUAUGAGUAAUACGUUUCAGUAUGCCUCGCGGCAAGAUUGCCCAGAAAGUUACCGUGCCGAAAAACCUCCUCGUUCGAAAGAACUUUUCCAGCCCCAUUUGGAAAUACUUUGGGUUCCCGACCAACCCCAAUGACCCCAGUGAGCCGGCCAAUGAGGAUGAAAUCGUCUGUGCGCUGUGCAACAAGAGCCUAUCGUACAACAAGAGCACGACCGUUAUGCACAAGCACCUGAAGGGGCGUCACCCGAACGUGUUUGAAACGCUCGCGAGUACCACCCCAGAUAAGACACUAGCCAAGGGAAAGGUUGGCAGACCGAGUGGUCGUCGGUCAUCCUCACUUUCGUCAGCCAGCAGGAUUCAGUUUGGCGAGGGCCUGAAGAAGGCCAACGUGGUGCCCAAGCGCAGCUCCAGCUGGGUCUGGAACUACUUCUUCUUCCCCCAGGACCCGGCCACCCAGCAGCCCAUCAAGGAGUUUGUCACCUGCGCCCUGUGUGAGAAGAAGAUCACCUACCACGGCGGUACCUCCCCCAUGCGUAACCACAUCCGCAUGGUGCACAAGAGCGAGUUUGCCGAGCACAACCAGUGGGAGGUGGUGGAGGUGUCGCAGGACAUGCUGAACAUCAACGCGGCCGACCCUAAGGUCCGGCACCAGGAGCAGCAGCUUGAGACCGAAGAGGUGAACCUGAGCUCACUGUGCGAAGAAGACAUUUACUCAGAUGACCUCCUGCAGAAAAAGGGUCUCCUGCAUAAGAAAGGGGCUUGCUCCAGCCCCAUCUGGCGUUUCUUUGGCUUCCUGCCCGACCCAGACGAUCCGGCCGAGGCCGAGAGCCCCGACAAGGUUGUCUGCGCUCUGUGCGGCAAGCAGCUCAUGUACGCCAACUCCAGCACCACCAUCAUGCGCAACCACCUGGACCACAAGCACCCCAAGGUGUACAUCAGUCAGAUCCCCCGAACAGUUGCAGCAUCGACGUCGGCCGAGGCACCCAAGCGAAGUGGAAGUUCAAUGAUGAACAACAGGAAAAAGAGACUUUCGACAUGUAUUGCGAACUAUAUUGCCAAAGACCUCAAGCCCCUGUCGUCACUGGAGGAGCCCAGCUUCCGCAAGAUGUUGCAUGAGUUUGACCCCCGCUUUGUUCUCCCGUCCCGGGAGGACUUCACUCAGAGGAUUAUGCCGCGCCUGUAUGACCAAGUCAAAAAUCUGACUGUCCUGCCAGCAUUGAAAAAUGCAAAGCAUGUAGCACUCUCGAUUGACAUGUGGGGGCGCUCCAGCGUCGACCAGUACAUGACGGUCACUGCACACCUCCUGACCUCGGACUGGGAGCUGAAGAGCUUCAUGUUGGAGAAUGUCCAGUUCCCAUUGCCCCAUGAUGCCAGCCACAUUGCCGACUGUCUGAAUAAGGUCGCUGCAGAUUGGACCAUCAGUGAGGACCCCAUGAAAAUCAGUGCUCUGGUCACCAACAAUGCCGUCAAGAACAGCUUCACAGGGAAGCAUGUCCCCUGCCUGGGUCACACCCUGAACACCAUCGUCAAAGCAGGGCUUCAGUGCCCCGGUGUCCAAGGGCCCCUGGGCUGCUGCAUAAAGCUCAUUGAGUUCCUUCACAGCGCUCCCAUCACUGUUGACACGUCGCUUGCCCAACAGCCAAGCGAGAGUCAGGUGGUCUCUCAGGAUGUGGAUGUUCCGAGUGCGACCCAGGUGGGCACAGAAGAUGUAGACAUUUCUCAGCACUACGAGACCCACCAGCAGCUUGAUGUCCAAGGGCAGCUGGACGUGCUGGAGCGGCUAGUAACAGCCGCCCAGAUCAACGUGGAGGACCAAGCGGACAUCUCGGCACUGACCACGAUCCAGCAAGUUGAAGCGCGGCCAGUGGUCCAGGCAGAAGAGCCCCUGACAAUUACGAUGCAAGACAUGAGUGUCCCAUUGGGCACGACACACAGCAUGCUGCGCGGCAUCCUGGACAAGAGGGAGUUGCUGAAAACAGUCCUGGUGGCAGCGGAGAAGACAGAGCUGGUGUUGUCUGAGGCUGACAUAAAGAUUGUGGAAGAGAUAGAGAAGGUCCUGGCUCCUCUGCAGACCCUGGCAGAGACGAUCCUCGGCAGGAGCUACGCCACGGCAUCAGGCCUGCUACCAUCUGUUUACUACCUGAAGGCAGUUCUUAAGAGCAAAGACGAUGAUCUACCAGAGAUCAUCGAAAUGAAGCAGGCCAUGGCAAAAGAGUUGGCCUCUGUUUAUGAGGAUCCUAGCCUCUCGAUCAUCCUACCGAGAGCUACAUUCCUGGACGCUCGCUACAAGAAGCUUCCUUUCUUCAGUGAGGAGCAGAGGGUGGCCAUCCAAGAGGAGAUCGCCAAAGAGAUAAUGCUUCUGACGGACAACAAGGUUAUGGAAGAUGCUGCCCAUGAGGAGCCCCCAGAGAAGAAGCCCAUGCACGCUUGGGCCUCCCUGCUGGGGGACAUGUUUGACGAGGAGGGCGUGGAGGUCAAGGAGUCGGAGCCCAUUGGGGGAGCCAAGGAUGAAAUCCGGAGGUACCUGACAGAGCCCCGCCUGGGUCUGGAGGCGGACCCGCUCAAGUGGUGGCAGCAGAACGGUCCCAGGUACCCACUACUCUCGGCGGUCGCUAUGAAGUAUCUCUGCAUCCCCUCCACCAGCGUCCCAUCAGAGCACCUAUUUAGCACAGCAGGCAUUGCUAUUGCUGCCAAGAGGUCUCUCCUGGAUGCCAAGGAUGUCCAGCUGCUUCCAUUUCUGAAUGCGAACCUGCAGUAAUUUAAGAAGACUUUAAAGAGAUGCACGAUUCGGCCGUCACUUUCAGUGAUUCUGCUAUUUGCAAACUCUGUGAGACACUGCGGUGUUCUGGGUUAUGAUACCGACUACUCAGACAAAUCUUUGUAGCGUGUGAGCUCUCAUGGACUACACAGCCUUGCGUCAAAUCUUGCAUAGCUUGGCAGGAUGAUUUUCACCAUUUCUUUGGAAUUCUCUUGAAUUCCUGGGACAUUUUUCAAGAUUUCUCCUGCUGCAAAACUUGGAAAAACCUGUAAAAUGGCAGUGUUUUCUUUUUCCCGUGAACUUACCAAGGGAAGAAGGAAUAAAGUUGAAACUCUGAAUCUCACUUUCACAUUUGAACCUCUAUUGGGUUUCAGUUUAGCCUGCCACGGCUGCCAUCAACUUGAACUGGGAUUUCUUGACUUGUCUUUAUGUAGCAUGUCAGAAUGGUUUAACAAUCUCUUUUUACUGAUAUGGACGAUGGAAUUCCUGUAAAUAUUUCAGAUAUGUGUUUCUGAUAAUGUCCUCGCCUGAUAUGAAAGUCUAAAUGUUCCAGUGUAUAUAUU
Molecule: messenger RNA, 3386 nt
Organism: Acanthaster planci (crown-of-thorns starfish)
Lineage: Eukaryota; Metazoa; Echinodermata; Asteroidea; Valvatida; Acanthasteridae
Product: nucleolar protein 56-like
Cellular component (GO): box C/D methylation guide snoRNP complex; small-subunit processome
Molecular function (GO): snoRNA binding; protein dimerization activity; DNA binding
Source: RefSeq, a predicted model, not a curated record